GAGCACUGUCUCUUCCUUCGUUCUCAUCUCCUCCACUCCACUCCCCUCCCCUCCCACUGUAAGCGUGACUCUCAAAUACCUCUCUCUCUCUCUCUCUCUCUUCGAGCAAGUGACAAAGUCGGUGGACUUGCCAAUUGCCUAUAUGUACUGACACCCCAACGGGUCUUUCUUUCCCUUUUAUCUGCUUCCCCUCGUGACCCUCUCUCUCUUUCUGCAUCUCAGUUACUGAAUUUAAUACCACUCAGCUUUCCGAAUCUUCAAAUUCCUCCAUUGGCCAACUUUUCUUUAUCCACAGUACUUAGUAUUUAUUCGAUAAUAACAAUUUCUAUUUCUUUUUUUUGGGUCUUUUGGAAUGCUGCGUUUAUAGAGUUAUGCUUUAUUUAGACUCUAGACUUUUUCGCUGAAUUGAUACAAUCAAUGGGAAGUCGCAGAACUUUUUCAUGAUUCUGGUGUGUUCUUCUUCCUAUUAUAGUCCUUAAGCUCUUGGCUUUUUCUUCAUUUCUUUUGUAUUUUCUCUUUUUAAAAAAAUAAAAAAAGCAACAACUUUUGUUGCUUUACUUUUUGGGUUUAGGGUUUUGUUAUUUUGUACCUUUUCUCUACAUAGCCCUUCUUUUCCUUGCCAUUCUCAGUUAAGAAAAACAGAAAGCAGCAUAUGUUAAACUCCAAAUCUAUUCAAUUCUUUCAGCUUCUAGAACUUCAUUCGUCAACAAAUUUGGAUAUAUAAUAUAUAUUAUUGGAAUCUACAAAUGUCUUCUUGUUUAAGUGGAGCUGGUGGAAGAACUUACGGGUUCGAUUUCGAAUUUGUUAAAUCACCAUCUUCUUCAACUCGAACUUCACAUACAUCAUCUUCUCCAUCCUCAACAAUCUCUGAAUCCAGCAACUCCCCAUUAGCAAUCUCCACAAGAAAACCCAGAACCCCUCGAAAGCGACCCAACCAAACCUACAAUGAAGCUGCGGCACUCCUUUCCACUGCAUACCCAAACCUGUUCUCCACCAAGAACCUCAAAACAACGGGAAAAUUCACCAAACAAGUAACGGAUUUGUACGAUUCCUCAGAACUGCUGUUGCCUUUCAGGGUGUUUGACACCUCAUGCUCCUCUUUCCUUCUCCAUCAACACAAACCCAGUUUCCCAUUGGAGCCCAAAGUAUUGAACCUGCAAGAGAAGCCAUGCCAAAGCCCGGGGGAGAUAAGCUCGAGGUUGGUGAAUUCACUUGAUUUGGACGAUGAUUGCCAAGAAGAUUUCGAUGCGGAAUCGAUUCUCGACGAGGAAAUCGAGGAGGGGAUUGAUAGUAUCAUGGGGAGAUUGGAUUCCAAUGGCGCCUCUUCUCAUGAUGACCAUCCAUGGAUGGGUUUUGGCGGGAAAUUCGGGUUGCAGAGAACGGCGGUUAGAGCUUUCCGUCACGUCGAUGACGGCAACUGGUGGAAUUUCCCGGCCGUUGAUAUCCUUCAAAUCUCACCCAAAAUCAGCAACAAUCCUCCUCCUCCUCCUCCUCCGCCGCCUGCGGCGGAGAAGAAGAAGACGAAGAAGAAGAAGGUGGAGAAACCAAACGUGGUGGAGUUGAAGAACGCGGAAUUGCCGAAAUCGAACCCGGGUUUGCUGUUGAAAUUGAAUUACGACGAGGUUCGGAAUGCUUGGUCUGACCGGGGGUCACCGUUCGCCGACGACAGCCCCGCCUCCGACGCACCGGGAAAUGACGUCACUGCGCGGCUGUCGCAAAUCGAUUUGUUGUGGGAUAACGGAGGGAUGAGAGAAGCUAGCAUGCUGCGCUACAAAGAAAAGCGGCGUACACGCCUCUUCUCCAAGAAGAUCAGGUACCAGGUCAGGAAAGUCAACGCUGAUCGACGGCCCAGAAUGAAGGGACGAUUUAUUAGGAGACUGAAUCCUAGCUCGAAUGCACACAGAUGAUAAUAUGUAGUAGCAGUAAAGCACGUGAUUUUUGGGACUUCGUUAAAAUAAAUAAAUAAAUAAAAAUAUAUUUUUGUAACCUUUACUUUCUUUCUUUUUUCUCUUUUUCUUUUUUCUUUCUUUUGUUCUUUGCUUUUUGGGUUCUUCAUUCUAUCUUCACUAAUAACGACGAAAAGAGGCUGGAUGAGAUAAGCAACGAAGUAGUAAAAAAAUAUAUGCUUAAGAUUCUAUUAAACUUUGAUUCUCUUCGCGUUAUGGUCGCCGGGAGAUUCUUCUGUUUGCAUUGUAAGGAAAGAUGUAUACUGCUGGAAUCGGUAGUACCGCAUAAAUAUUAA
This is a messenger RNA of Gastrolobium bilobum, 2242 nucleotides long. RefSeq names its product protein CHLOROPLAST IMPORT APPARATUS 2. Gene Ontology annotation, biological process: regulation of DNA-templated transcription. Gene Ontology annotation, cellular component: nucleus. The record is from RefSeq and is a predicted model, not a curated record. The coding region runs from base 747 to 1907 and encodes 386 amino acids. Gene Ontology annotation, molecular function: protein binding. Lineage: Eukaryota; Viridiplantae; Streptophyta; Magnoliopsida; Fabales; Fabaceae. The transcript has 3 exons.